GACCACGCGUGAGAGCAGCCGGUGAAGACCUUUAACAGACAGAGACUCCAGCUGAGAACCGAACUCACCCGAACUCACCCGGACUCACCCGAGCUCAGACCGCAAGAUGAGAGAAAUCGUGCACAUCCAGGCGGGACAGUGCGGGAACCAGAUCGGGACCAAGUUUUGGGAAGUAAUCAGCGAUGAGCACGGCAUCGACCCUGCGGGAGACUACGUGGGCGACUCGUCUCUCCAGCUGGACCGGGUCAACGUCUACUACAACGAGGCGUCCUCACAUAAAUACGUCCCCCGGGCCGUGCUGGUGGACCUGGAACCAGGAACCAUGGACAGUGUUCGCUCAGGAGCCUUCGGACAACUCUUCAGACCCGACAACUUCAUCUUCGGUCAGACAGGUGCUGGGAACAACUGGGCCAAAGGUCAUUACACGGAGGGGGCGGAGCUCGUGGACUCGGUCCUGGACGUAGUGAGGAAGGAGUGUGAGCACUGCGACUGUCUCCAGGGUUUCCAGCUGACGCACUCCCUGGGGGGGGGCACCGGCUCAGGCAUGGGCACCCUGCUGAUCAGUAAGAUCCGAGAGGAGUACCCCGACCGGAUCAUGAACACCUUCAGCGUCAUGCCCUCCCCGAAGGUGUCGGACACGGUGGUGGAGCCGUACAACGCCACGCUGUCCGUCCACCAGCUGGUGGAGAACACAGACGAGACCUACUGCAUCGACAACGAGGCGCUGUACGACAUCUGCUUCCGCACGCUGAAACUCACGACCCCGACCUACGGGGACCUGAACCACCUGGUGUCGGCCACCAUGAGCGGCGUGACCACCUCGCUCCGGUUCCCCGGGCAGCUCAACGCCGAUCUCCGCAAGCUGGCCGUCAACAUGGUCCCUUUCCCUCGACUCCACUUCUUCAUGCCGGGGUUCGCUCCUCUGACGGCGAGGGGCAGCCAGCAGUACCGAUCCCUCACCGUCCCCGAGCUCACCCAGCAGAUGUUCGAUGCCAGGAACAUGAUGGCGGCCUGCGACCCUCGGCACGGGCGCUACCUGACCGUGGCCGCUGUCUUCCGCGGGCCCAUGUCCAUGAAGGAGGUGGACGAGCAGAUGCUGAACGUCCAGAACAAGAACAGCAGCUACUUCGUGGAGUGGAUCCCCAACAACGUGAAGGUGGCCGUCUGCGACGUGGCUCCCCGGGGGCUCAAGAUGGCCGCCACCUUCAUCGGCAACAGCACGGCCAUUCAGGAGCUGUUCAAGAGGAUCUCCGAGCAGUUCUCUGCCAUGUUCCGCCGAAAGGCCUUCCUGCACUGGUUCACGGGCGAGGGCAUGGACGAGAUGGAGUUCACGGAGGCGGAGAGCAACAUGAACGACCUGGUGUCCGAGUACCAGCAGUACCAGGACGCCACCGCCAACGAUGGAGAGGAGGACUUUGAGGACGAGGAGGACGAGGUCAACGAGUGAGGCGACGGGUGAAGAUCUGAAGAACGGUCAGAGUGAUGUGAACACUCGUCAAACGACUGAUAAAUGAUUCUUUUGGAAUAGUUAUAAUAUUGUCAGCAGCUGAAAAACUCUGGACACUGACCAAGAAAUCCUAAAGACUUUUAUUCACUAGAAUCCCACCAACAGAGGGCGCUAGUUUCUCUCCACACUAACCACAGUCAUUCUUUGUGCCUGGAUGUCAGACUCUGACCACAAGGGGGCGUCAGAUCAGUAAACACUCGUGUGUUGUUUUAUUGUUAUUGUCACGUCAGUUUUUGUAUUAUAAAGAAAACUAUGUGUUAAACAACAACCAGGAGUCGUAUGUUCACAAGAUGCUAAAACUCUAAAGUGGAACAAUUUUUUUUUCUUCAAAACCAGCACAUUGUUUACAGAAUCCUAACACUCUGUUCUGUUUGAGUGUUUUUGGACACGUGAGGAAGUCGUGA
This is a messenger RNA of Pleuronectes platessa (European plaice), 1911 nucleotides long. RefSeq names its product tubulin beta-5 chain. Lineage: Eukaryota; Metazoa; Chordata; Actinopteri; Pleuronectiformes; Pleuronectidae. The transcript has 6 exons. Bases 107 to 1447 code for a protein of 446 amino acids. Gene Ontology annotation, cellular component: cytoplasm; microtubule. Gene Ontology annotation, biological process: mitotic cell cycle; microtubule cytoskeleton organization. Gene Ontology annotation, molecular function: GTPase activity; structural constituent of cytoskeleton; GTP binding. The record is from RefSeq and is a predicted model, not a curated record.